AACCAAACACGUACACCACCGGUUUCAAGAUAAUCUGAGAUUAACUUGGAGUUCUAUAUAGUCUUCAACCUUGUUACGUACUUCAGCCAAACCAAAGCAUUCAUUGUAGACAUGUCUUUUGCACUAACAACAACAAUGUUUGCUUUUCUUCUCUUCACUUUCAUGUACUUUCUAUUCAAACUCUACUUACAUCCAAAACAAAAAACCCUAAACCAUAAAAAACCACCAGGUCCAUCAACACUACCAAUAAUUGGAAAUCUUCACAUAUUAGGCAAACUUCCACAUAGAACACUUCAAUCACUCUCCAAAAAAUAUGGUCCAAUCAUGUCCUUACAACUUGGUCAAGUUCCAACUAUUAUCAUUUCAUCUUCAAAAGCUGCAGAAUCAUUCCUCAAAACUCAUGACAUCGUUUUUGCAAGUCGACCAAAGGUUCAAGGAUCAGAUCUCAUGUCUUAUGGUUCCAAAGGGAUGGCUUUUUCUGAGUAUGGUCCUUAUUGGCGUAGUGUGAGGAAAUUUUGCACUUUGAAACUUUUUAGUGCUUCAAAAGUUGAGAUGUUUGGUCCUAUUAGGAAGGAGAAGUUGGAUGUUUUGGUUAUAUCUUUGGAGAAAGCUGCCUUGGAGGGUGAGGUUGUGAAUGUUAGUGAGGUUGUAGAGAAUCUUAUUGAGGAUAUUGUGUAUAAGAUGAUGUUUGGUCGGAGUAAGUAUGAGCAAUUUGACAUGAAUAAGUUAGUUCUAGAAGCAAUGGCUUUGAUGGGAGCUUUUAAUCUGGCUGAUUAUGUACCUUGGCUAGGCGUUUUUGACCUUCAGGGAUUAACACGAGCUUGCAAAAAAACCAGUAAAGCCCUCGAUGAGGUUUUGGAGAUGAUAAUAACAGAGCACGAACAGACUACUAAUACUGACAAAACUCGUAAUGAAGACUUUGUAGACAUACUUCUUUCAAUUAUGCACCAAACCAUUGAUGUCGAGGGUGAACAAAAUCUCGUCAUUGAUCGAACUAACAUCAAGGCUAUUUUGCUCGACAUGAUAGCGGCAUCAGUUCAUACAUCUGCUACCACGAUUGAGUGGGCUUUAUCUGAACUUCUAAGGCAUUCAAGAGUGAUGAAAAUUCUUCAAGAUGAGAUACAAAAUGAAGUAGGAAAUAAAAGAAUGGUUGAAGAGAAGGAUCUGAAGAAGUUUAAUUACUUAGAUAUGGUUGUUGAUGAAACCUUAAGACUUUAUCCUGUUGGACCCUUAUUAAUCCCUCGUGAAUGUAGAGAGAGCAUAACAAUUGAUGGAUAUUUUAUAACGAAAAAGACUCGAGUUAUAGUAAAUGCAUGGGCUAUUGGGAGAGAUUGUAACGUUUGGUCAGAAAAUGCUGAUGAAUUUUACCCAGAGAGAUUUAUUGACAAGAAAAUGAAUUAUCAAGGACAUGAGUUUGAAUCUAUACCAUUUGGUUCUGGUCGUAGGCGUUGUCCUGGAAUUCAAUUGGGUUUAAUUAUCGUUAAGUUGGUUAUAGCUCAAUUUGUGCAUUGCUUUAACUGGGAACUUCCACAUAAUAUUAGUCCUUCCAAUUUGAAUAUGGAGGAGAAAUUUGGACUCUCUAUACCAAGAGCUCAGCAUUUGCAGGCAAUACCGAGUUAUCGUUUGGAUGAUGCUAAGCAUGAAUAGUUACAAGAAUAAUACUAUGUUCUUGUUCAACAAGUUUCUACUAGUAAUAAAGAUGCUAAGUAUGGCAGGUCUAUUAAUGAUGUUUUAAUGCAUAUUGCUUGUUCUUUAUAUAUGUUCAUAGCCAACAUUUGAGUCUCCAUUGGGACAUGGAGGUCAAUAAAAUGAAUAAUACAAGCAUAUCACAUGCCUUCAUGAUCAA
This is a messenger RNA of Medicago truncatula (barrel medic), 1846 nucleotides long. Its product is annotated as cytochrome P450 CYP736A12. The record is from RefSeq and is a predicted model, not a curated record. The transcript is spliced from 2 exons. The coding region runs from base 112 to 1647 and encodes 511 amino acids. NCBI's taxonomy places the organism in Eukaryota, Viridiplantae, Streptophyta, Magnoliopsida, Fabales, Fabaceae. Gene Ontology annotation, molecular function: monooxygenase activity; oxidoreductase activity, acting on paired donors, with incorporation or reduction of molecular oxygen; heme binding.